AUGUCUAACAAUUUGCUAUUAAAAAGACCAAGAACAGCUAUUAGUGAAUCUUUAAAACAUGAAAUAUGUGAGUAUAGUCAAAAAAAUCCUAAUGAAAAACAAGCAGAUAUUGCUAAACACUUCAAUUCCAAAGAUUCUAGUUUAAACUUAGAUCGAACUACAAUAUCUAAAAUUUUAAAAGAUAAAUCAAAAUAUGAUAUGAUUGUAACAGAAUUAAUGAUUAAAGAAAAAGCUGCUGAUUUCACAAAAGCUUUGAAUUUAGAAGAUGAUGCUUUGAAAUUUUCAAAUAGAUAG
Molecule: messenger RNA, 294 nt
Organism: Racocetra persica
Lineage: Eukaryota; Fungi; Glomeromycota; Glomeromycetes; Diversisporales; Gigasporaceae
Source: the annotation of a GenBank genome assembly